UUAAUGCGUAGGAUGAACCAUUUGUAUUGUUUAAUCACAUCUUGACUAAAAUAACGCACAUAAAUAUUUGGACAAUUUGGUUAACGCCUGAUUUAUUGAAAUUUAUAACAAACAUAUGCAUAAAACAGCGUGUACAUGAGGAAUUUUAUCAAAAUCAAGGGACGAUGUUCGAAAAUCCCGCACAUAUUAUACGAUCAAUGAUUCCAAAACUAUUAAUUGAUUGAUUUAAUGGAUUAGUCUUUUAAUCAUGUUAAACAGAGUUGCAAACCUUGGCUCGAACUCCCAAAUUCCCCGUGGUAAUACUUUAACUAACGAGCGAAACUCAGAAAAAAAGAAAAGGUCGAUUUUUCGCACGUCUCGUUCAGCAUCGAAAUCGCGUCAAAACAUAUCAUCAUCUGCUGUAUGGAAUAAUCAUAGUAGUAGCAACAUUAGAUAUGAUAAUAGUAAUAAUAAAGACAAUGAAAUUUUUUCAUAUCCAAAGGAUUUAUCCUGGGAACAAAUAAUAACGAAUGAUGGCUUUAAAAAGCAUUUUCUUAAAAUAUUUUGUGAAAAAGUACGUGAAGGAGAUCAUUUUAAAACUAUAAGAAUUAAUGGUUCAACAACGGCAGGAUCAGUUGUUAAAGAGUUAGUUGACACUUAUUAUUUAAAAUAUGGGACACGUGAUGAUUUUUGUUUAUAUGAAAUUAUUGGACAUAUUCAACCAGUUCCAUCCCCUCAUUUAUCAGCUACACCGAUUUGGUCUUUCACUGAACGUAAUACUCGUCAAAUAGAUUUAAAUGAAAAUAUUAUCUCAUUAUUACAAAACACCAUUCCAGGUUACGGAUUAUGCCGGAGAUUAGAACUCAGACCCGUAAACAGUGACUAUAGUACAUCUGGAUCCAUGUUUAUGAAAGGAAGUAGAAGUAUAAAUGGUUCACAGGCUAGUUUACGAGGUUCUGUUUCAACUUCUCAAACUACAUUAAAUUCAUCAAGAUCUUGUACACCUGUAAAUGGAAUUACAAACUUCAAAGAUUCUCGACGAGGUCGCGCAUUUAGAGGACUACAAAUUCCACAUGGACCUUAUUUCCUUUUAUUACGUGGUAAUCAACCAGAUCGUGAUGUUCUUUUGCAUGAUGUUACCAAGUUAAUCAUUGAUAAUGCAAUGCAGUCAUAUAUGACUAUUGGUUAUGGGAAACACGUUGAUAUUCGGCUAUAUCCUACGCCAUCUGAAAUGAAUUCAUCUGAAGGGGAUUGUAUUAUUGCAAAAGUUGUAGGUUAUAAUGUACUGAAUACAUCAAAUAAUUCAUCUAAGGAAAGUUUAGUAUUUCUUGAACCAUGGGAUCAGGGUAUGGAUCCUACUGUUAGUUCUAGUGGUUCAAUGACACCUAAUAGUUCUCAUCGUAUACAAGAUAAUAUUGAAAUUUAUGUUAAUGAUAACUUGGUCAAACCAUCUUGUUCAUUAAAAUUCCAAAGACAACAACUUCUUCCUGGUGAUCUCGUCUUUUUUGGUUCACGUAAACGUGGUUAUGUUUAUUUAUUUAAAGAUCCAAGGUGUAUACCUGACCAUAAAUUAGAACUUUCAUUUACAAAAAAUGAUACUGGUAGUAUUAAUAAUAUGGAAGUAAACAGAAAUGUGAAAAAUAUCAAGACAAAUGUAUCCAAUGAUAAUGAUAUCACUCCGCGUUCAUCAGAACACGACAGUUUGAGUGUUUAUUCAUCCUCUGUACUUGAAGAUAUGAAACAAUACAAAGCAAUUCCAGCAUUAAAUGAAUUGGAAUGGAUAAUUGAGCCAUUGCUAGUUCCAUUGAAAAUUUCUGAUUCAACAUUAUCAACUUCGGUGUCAACUUCUUCUCUGUCAUCAUCCAUUUCACAGAAAUUAAUAAGUUUAGAUGCAUUAGGUUUAUGGGAUAUCGAAACCGAUUCAAUAUUAGAACCAUGGAGAUCAGCAUGUUUGUUAAGUUUAUUGAUUAGAGCUAUUGGAUUGACUAAAUUGCGCAAUGACAAUACUACUGUUACUACUUCAGUCAACACUCAUAAAAAUAUCAAUAAUAUUGUGAAGAAUGGUAUCAAUACUAAAAAUCCAGGAUUUAACACAUUGAGGAAUAAUUCUAUUGAACAUCUUUUUAAACAAAUUACAUCAAUAUUAUCCAAUUAUCAAAAACGGGUCGAAUUGACUGAAUCUGGUCGAAUAGUCUUCCAAUUUUGGCUUAGUUUAUUCUUCUACGACUUGGCUGUCUACCUCACACCCAAUUGGCUUACACAUGACAUUAAAUGUCCUUCAGUUGGUACAGUAGAUGUUAAGGAUAAUACAUCCUCUUUGUUAUCACAAUCGACCACACCUAGUUCAGAAAAUCGUCAUCAGAAUACUUUCAAAUCAGAUUUAUCUUUAAAUCAUUUGUUCGGUGAACUGUUAGCUCCUGAAACGUUGGCAGAAAUCGAAGAAAUUAGAAAGUUAUCGUAUACACUAGCUGACCAAAUAAUUGAUCAAUUAAUUAAAACGACGUGUCAUUCUAUUUCACCGUACAUUUCUGCGUUGUAUCAAUCCUCUCCACAUGAUCCCCCACUUCGUUCACAACCUGACAGAAUUUAUUUGACGUCACCAACUGAAUGGACAUGUAGUCGGUCUGAAUUAUGCAAAUGGUUAGAUCGAUUGGCUUCAUGUUUUGAUGCAGCUUUCUAUCCAUCUGGUGGUACAUCAAUGUCUGUAUUAAAUGAUAAUGAAAAUUUGUCUACUAAUUCUGACUCAGCACAUUCAUUUGUAAGUAAUAAAAGCCAUAAUGGUAUAUUGUUCAAUAACAGAGUAAACAAUCAACAACAACAUCGUCGAACGUAUCAACAAUCAAAUCAAUUAAUACCUAAUUUACAAAAAUAUUCAGAAACUAGUGAUUUGAGUAUGUCAGGUGGUGACUCAGAUAUGGAUAAUGAAUAUUAUUCAGGGUAUAAUAAACCAGUACAAAUGAAAAAUCUCAAUGUCCCAGAUGAUGAAGUAUUCUCAACAGAUUAUUCAAAAAAUAAUUCAAUCCAAUCUAUAGACCAUAGUUUUUCACAUCAUUCAAUAAAUUCAACAAUGAAUCGUAUAGAAGCUAUAUUUUGGCGUCGAUUAUUAGCUAAUAUUUCUUAUGAAAUACUGAAUACUAUACUUUUCACAGGUACUGUUAAAAUUGAUCAGGAAACUGGUACACACUUACUCAAUGGAAUUAAUUGGUUAGAUAGUUGGCUAAGAAUUCAUAGACUGGAUAAACAUAAACGUCCGUUGAAUAUAUUAAUUCAAGUUGCAAAUUUAUUAGCUACACCUAGAAAACAACUUCUAAAGAUGACUUGGAAUGAAAUGCGAGAAGCUUAUUCUUACAUCCCACCUGCUCUGUUACGAUUUUUAUUGGAAGAAUAUGAGGAAGGAUUCGGUGCACAGAAUGCGAACAGUUGGAGUAUUGAUGAAAAAGAUGCAGCAGUGGUAGACGAAGAUCCUACUGACUUAAUCGAAAUAUCAUUAAAAGGAUGGAGAUCUAAAGAGCGGUUACUUCCAGGAAAAACAUAUGCUAAUCAAUCACCUAUUUAUAAACCUGUCGAUCCGUAUGGUUUGUGUAACCAGAGUGCUAUGCAGACCUGUAUUAAUCAAUUAGAUGGAAAAUUAUCUGCUAUUCAAUCACCUGUAAUUCAUUUUCGAUGGCAAGAAUUAAUGCGUGGAUUUCCUCCACCGAGAGUUGUGCCACAGAUUCAUAUAAAUCAUAAUCAUCCAUUUAAUCGAUCAACAAUACGGAAUAAAUUGGCAAUUGCAAAUCGUAAACGAUUACCAAUACGAUCUACUAAUGGCAGAAUGAGUAUAUCACCUUCAGUGAUGAAUCAAAAUACUACUCUUAUAGAAAAUUCAGAAUUCUCACCUUUGCCAAAUAAAACACAAACAAGUCAAUUUGACAAUUCAAUGAAAUCAAUUGAUAAAACUUCUAAAUUUUCUAAUGAUAUGAAACCGAAACCAUCGAGUGGUGAACCAGUAUGGGGUGGUAGUCAUUCUUCAGGGAUGAACAACCCACAAGAUACUAGUAUGGAUAGUAAGCAAAAAGCACUAUACUAUCUCAAAGGAUUGGCUGCUUCAAUUGGUGGCAUAGAUUUGAUUGCUAAUGCUAAUGGUGAUCAAGAUUUUUUGUCAUCUGAGUCGAAAUAUUCGAAUAAUCUUCAAAUGGGAAGUAAAGUUAAUGACUAUCCACAAGAAAAUGUUUACCACAGUCAAGUGUUUAAUCGAAAGGUUACCAGCCCUCAUUGGCAAAAUCAAAUGUUAGAGACUAACAGGACGGAAAUUCCAGUAUCUUCUUGGUAUCAUGAUCCUCGACUUCAAGUUCCGAAUGGAUUAUCACAAAGCCUAGGCGAUUUUAAUAAUGGUUUCAGACCCCCCUCAAAUGCUCCUUCACUGAGUCGUCUAAACAUAGAUCAAUUAAAUGAAACAGCUAAUGAUUGGAAACAAUAUCGAAUGUCGUUACUGGGUCAAGGAUUAGACAAAAUUAGAACUUCAAAAGCAGGAUCUAGAUCAGUUACUCCAAGAUUGAUAUCCAAUCGUAAUGUGAGCAGUAGCAUGUCAAAUUUGCCGAUAAAUCAAUUUAAAAUUCCAGAUAUGAUUAUUCAUGAGGCAGCAGAUAAUAUUUCAGAAGUAGUUAGCGAAUUAGACCGAGGCAGAGAUACAGACUCUGAUGCUAUGAGUUCUGUUAAUUUAUUGGAUAUCAAUCCCGAACGAGAACUUAGUGAUGUAUUAACACGUAGUGGUUUGGGAAAUUCUGUUUCAAAUGUAACACUUUAUAAAGAACCAAACUCUGGUUUCGGUUUAGUGUUAGUUGACGGUGAGCGUACUAGCCUUGAUCAACCAGGUAUAUUCGUCAAAUCUGUUGCUCCCAACAGUGUGGCUGAAAUGAAUGGAACAUUUAGACUAGGCGAUCGUAUUUUAGCAAUAAAUGGACGCGAUCUAACAAGUAUGACGUAUAAAGAUGCUCUAGCUCUCUUACGACAAUGUGUCAGUCAAACAACUUUCACUGUUCUUCGUUGUAAUCUGCCUGACCCAGAAGCUUUGUUGAAACGUAAAGAGAUAUGAACAGAGCAUGUAUGAACAGCUAUCAUAACAAAAGCGACGAAUUCAUAUUUUCCUUUAGACUAUAUAUACAUAUAUGGUUUCUUGGAAUUCAUUUGGAUUUCAUUACAGAUUCUAGUAUUCAGUAUUAUUUUACAAGUUAAUUUCAAUUUUAACAACCGGAUAAAUCCCCAAAAUAUAAGACGUAGGAAAAUUAAAAUGAGAGCAUCAUCUAUACUUUUUUUUUCGUUUUGAUAAAAUAUGUUGAACCAUUCCUUUUUUCAAAAAAAAACAAUUAAACACGCCAAAACUUCCUUCAAAUAUCUAUCUGAACAGAGUACAUCUUAAAGAAAUAAUUUUUCCCUAUUAUUAUUAUUAUUAUUUGAAUUUGGGGUUGAACGACAGUAAUCCAAGUUGAGAGCAUCUUCUUAUUGACUAAUCUUUUUUUUCUUUAUACAAUCUUUUCAUCGUAUAAAAUUUGUUUGAAGUAUGAAAGCCGUUUUUCUUUCCACCUUAAAGAAGAUGAUAUUUCACACAUGGAAGAUCUUCAUAUCUUUACAUUGUCUUUUUUUUUAAUUCUUAUAUUCUAACUGUUUUAUAAAAUCUAAAUAACUAAAGUUUACUGACAUAAAUUAAUAAUUAUGUUAAAGAAAAGCAACAAAUCUACAUAUAAAUUCAUACAUAUAAUCAACAAAUUUAUUUAUACAUAUCGUUUAUGUAUGUUUGAUUUUCUUUCUUUUAUUUAACUUUUAUCUCAUUUCAGAUAAUCGACUUUUUUUUUCUUAAAUGAAUAAUUUUUUUUAGGUAUAUUUUGAUCAGUUUACAAAUUUGUUUUAUAUUUUUUACAUCUUUAUAUACUACUUAAAUAUUUUUUAUUAUUAUAUAUUUUAAAUAAAUUAAAAAUAAAGAGUUCUAUUAAAA
Molecule: messenger RNA, 5950 nt
Organism: Schistosoma margrebowiei
Lineage: Eukaryota; Metazoa; Platyhelminthes; Trematoda; Strigeidida; Schistosomatidae
Source: the annotation of a GenBank genome assembly